UGCCGAGCCUCCGUAUGUAACUAAGCUUUCUGGAAAGCGUAUUGGGCUGUUCCCUCUAGGGUUACACAUUCGUACUACAUUACAUAAUUAGUAGUUCGUGGUUAUUAAUUACCUGUUCUGUACCAGGUAGUUUCAGGGUGAAGUCAAUGGUCCAGAUCCACGGCAUCUUCCCACAGCACCUUCCAGUAUUCUCUCAGGGCCACUCUUACUACAACCGUGUCAUUCGUAGAUUUCCCUCUUUAUCUCAGAUCUCCUGCUAGACAAUCUCACUCGCGUUGAAAAAUGAACACUAUCACCUCCAACCGACAACCAAUCCAUCCAUGUCGUCUCCCCAACCUUCACAGGAUCCCCUACAAGUCCUACCUGAAACGGAACCAACGGAACCAACGGUGAUCAAAACGGAGACUCCAGACGACAAAGAAUCCGGAGAUGCCAAAAGAUCAAAGAAAGCGCCAGUAGCCAAGAAGCCAAGCGCUGAGGUGUUACAACGUCGUAAGGAGGGCAGAAUCAAAGCAGCAGCCACAAUUGCUCAGAACUUAAAGAAGACAGGAAUCGGGAGAUUUGAGCAACAAAACGGGUUUGGCUUGACCAGUGUCAGACCCAUUCCCCUUAUCAACCAGAAGAACUACUUCACCGAAUACUUGAGGAAGGAUGAACAGAUAUCCUUCAUCAGAAACUGGAGAACAGAAAAGUACCUCCAACAAAAGCUCAAGAACAAUGGCCAGAGUGAAAACACAGCUGCAAAGGGAGAUGGGGCUAAUAACUUCGAUGACUUUGACUUGAAUGAUAUCGAGGCAGAAAUGAACAAGAAGAAGAUUGCAACCACAGAAGCAGACGACGAGGAAGAAGAAGAUGACGAAGAAAACGAGACUGAAGAAACUAGAGAGGAGAAGGCCAAGAUUGGUCAUGAUACUAUUAUUAUUCAUCCCGGUUCAUCGUACCUUAGAAUAGGACGCGCCACUGACGCCGUGCCUGUGACCAUACCCACAGUCAUAGCUAUACCUAGGAAAAACGAGUCUAAGCAAUCAAACCGCGAACCUCUUCCCACAAGAACUGUAAAUGAAAAUGGUGAAACAACCUUCGGAAGCGAUUUUGAGGAACACAAGUCAGUUGUCACCAAAGAUUUUAAGGCCAGAAUGAGGUUCUAUAAGCGCAGAAUCUUGCCCAACUCCAGGGAAGCUGCUGCAAAUUAUAACAAGAAGCAGGAGCCCGAAAGAAUUGCCGAUCACAAUGAUCCUUACAAGAAGGAAUGGAUUGAUGUAAAUUCACCAGAAUUUAAAACUAAGAAGUUUUUCGUUGGUGAUGAAGCACUCAAGUUACCUUUGAACCCUAAAAACUUUGACAGUUGGUUGCUCAGGUAUCCAAUCAUCAAUGGAAAUUUUAACGAACAUUCCGAAGACUACAAUUCCCCUCAAGAAAUUUUGGGUGAUAUAGCUAAUAUUGUGGUAGAGGCUUUAAACCAACUUGACAUCAAGAAUUUGUCACAACUCAAAGCGAUGUUGGUCAUACCUGACUUGUAUGACAAGGUUUACGUUGAAACUUGGGUUGACACUUUGUUCAAGUUUGUUGGAUUUGGAAGGGUAGGUAUCCUUCAAGAGGCAGUGGCUGCUACAUUUGGUGCCGGUGCUACAUGUGCAUGUGUAGUCGAUGUCGGUGCCCAAACCACAUCCAUUAGUUGUGUGGAUGAAGGAAUGAUUAUUACAGACUCAAGAGUCCAUCUUAAUUUUGGUGGUGACCAAAUUACAGAAACAUUCAUGAAGUUCUUAUUAGAGAGCUCUUUUCCUUACAAAAACAUUGACUUAGGAAGUAGGCUGGAUGAUUGGGAACUUGCCCAAUCCUUGAAACAUAACUUCGCCACUUUUCAAGAUGCUGAUAUUGCAGUUCAAUUAUACAAUUUUUACAAAAGAAAGCCUUCCGAAACCACUGAGAAAUACGAAUUCAAGGUUUUUGAUGAAGUCAUGUUAGCGCCACUAGGAUUGUUUUAUCCCGACUUGUUCCAAAUAGACAAAGCAAAGCCAUCAAUUCCUUCAUUGGCUUCAUCCGCUUUACCAAACAACACUUACAUCAAAAGAUUAUUUCCCCCAUCAGUUGACCAUUACUCAGGCAAAAGUAACAACCCUACGUCCAAGUCACAAGAUGACUUGAAGACCAAAUUGGCUUAUUCGGACCAAACCGAAGAAGACUUAUUAAUCAAAUUGGCGGAAAACAGACUUUUCAAACCAGCCCCAAAUCAACUGCUCAGCAAGGCGUUGAAAAAGGACAUCCACAAUGUACCGCUCGAAAAGGCAAUUAUUGAGUCUAUCACCAAUGCUGGCUUAGCUACUGACUUGAGUAAAGUCAAGAAGUUCUACGACAACUUGUUGAUUGUGGGUGGAGGAUUUGCCAAAAUUCCUGGGUAUGACUUGAUUCUUUCAGAUAGAAUCAAUAUCUGGAGGCCCAAGUUAUUGUCAAACAGUGCCCUUGACCAGAUUGUCACUUAUGUUUUGGCUGAAAUUAAAAAGGUGGAAGAAGCAAAAAAGCAAAUGAUCCAUGACUUAAAGAGUUCAAAACGUGAGAGCCCCGAAAAACCCUUGGAUGAUAUUGAAUUGACUGAAGCUGAGAUUGCAGAAAUCGAAAGCAAAACUCAAGUCAAUUUAGAUCUUGACUACGUGGAUUCCUUGUGUGACCAAGGCCAGGUAUUGCCAGUCAACGUAUUACCUCCUCCAAGAGAAUUUGAUCCAGAAAUGUUGACAUGGAAGGGAGGAAGUGUCUAUGGCAGAUUGAAGGUGGUGAACGAAAUGUGGAUCACCCAAAAUGACUGGGAUUUAUUGCAGUCCAGGUGUUUGUACUAUAAGAGUAUUUUUAAUUAUUGAUCUACAGGCUCAUACAAGAUAAAUUGAUUUUUUGAUCUGUAGUGUAUAUUCGUCUCGCGAAAAACAAUGUCGAAAGUAUGAAUGAGUUCAUCAGGGAUGAAAUGCAAAGAAGCCUUGAGUGAGCUAGUGAAGCUAGGGA
Suhomyces tanzawaensis NRRL Y-17324 is the source of this 2991-nucleotide messenger RNA. RefSeq names its product Arp8p (gene ARP8). The transcript has a single exon. Lineage: Eukaryota; Fungi; Ascomycota; Pichiomycetes; Serinales; Debaryomycetaceae. Gene Ontology annotation, cellular component: Ino80 complex. The coding region runs from base 321 to 2852 and encodes 843 amino acids. Gene Ontology annotation, biological process: double-strand break repair; regulation of DNA-templated transcription. The record is from RefSeq and is a predicted model, not a curated record.